UCCAUUUCCAAUAAAACCUCUUUGGUUUUUUUAGUGAGUGUCUUUGUGACGAGUUUAGGAAGUUAAAAAAGGGUGAGAGUUGAAGUAGAGUUAGCAAUCAAAGAGAAGGCCACAUGGGGAGAGCUGAUUGGACAACUCCAAAGCUUCUUCUUCCACUUGUAAACCUUCCAUGUUUCAUCGUAGCAUUGAUUUGCUUUACAAGCUUGGGAUUAACCACCGCCGACGACCCUAUUCUUCAUCCUGAAGAAGUGAAGGCACUGAAAGCAAUAGGGAAGAAGAUAGAGAAAAAGGAUUGGGAUUUUGGGAUAGAUCCAUGUAGUGGAAAAGGGAAUUGGAUGGCAAAAGGAGAUGGAGAUGAAGGAUUUGAAAGCAUUGUCAUAUGUAAUUGCUCUUUCAACAACAACAAGACCUGCCAUGUAGUAAGCAUAUCUUUAACUGCUUUGAAUAUAUCGGCAACUUUACCACCAGAUUUUUCCAAGCUCCGACACCUGAAAGUGCUGGACCUAAGUCGGAACUAUUUCACAGGUACUAUUCCUCGAGAAUGGACUACCUUGAAGUUGGAAACGCUCUCUUUUAUGGGGAACCGGUUGUCUGGUCCUUUCCCAAAAGUUCUCACCAACAUCACUAGCCUCACAAACCUGUCUAUUGAAGGAAACAACUUUUCCGGAUCCAUUCCUCCAGAGAUUGGAAAGUUGAUAAAUUUACAGAAACUUACUCUGUCAUCGAAUGCCUUCAGUGGAGAACUGCCAGUAGAACUUGCCAAGUUGAUCAACUUGACUGAUAUGAGAAUAAAUGACAAUAACUUUUCAGGAAAGAUACCUGAUUUCAUCAGUAACUGGAAGCAGAUUCAAAAACUGCAGAUUCAGGGUAGCUCUCUUGAGGGGCCAAUACCCUCCAGCAUUUCUGCACUGACUAGUUUAUCUGAUCUGAGGAUUAGUGACUUAAAAGGCGCAAGAUCUCCUUUCCCUCUGUUGCGUAACAUGGACUCACUGAAGACAUUGAUACUAAGGAACUGCUUAAUAUAUGGAGAAAUCCCAGAGUAUAUUGGAGAUAUGAAGAAAUUGAAAACCCUGGAUCUCAGCUAUAAUAACUUGACCGGAGAAAUUCCUGGAUCAUUCCACAAAUUGACAAAAGCAGAUUUCUUGUAUUUGACCGGAAAUCAGCUCACUGGUUCAGUGCCUCAGUGGAUCGUGGAAAGAAAUAAAAAUGCGGAUUUGUCUUACAAUAAUUUCACAUGGGAGCCUGCAAGUCCAAUAGAAUGUCCUCGAGGGAGUGUGAACUUGGUUGAGAGCUACUCAACAUCAGUAGAUAAAUUAAGUAGGGUUCCUUCAUGUCUAAGGCACAAGUUCCCAUGUUCUGUUUCAUCUAAACAAUAUAAGUACUCAUUGCACAUUAAUUGUGGAGGGAAGGAACUAAACAUCAGUGGUGAUACCACAUAUGAAGCUGAUAUUGAACCAAGAGGAGCUUCUAUGUUUUACCCAGGGCAUGGCUGGGCAUUAAGCAGCAGUGGAAACUUCAUGGAUAAUGAUAUUGAUGCGGAUGAAUACAUCGUUACCAAUACUUCUUCUUUGUCCAAUGUCUCUGCAAUCCAUUCAGCACUAUAUACAACAGCUCGUAUUUCUCCCCUCUCUCUCACUUAUUAUGGACUCUGCCUAAUGAAAGGGAACUACACUGUUAGUCUACUCUUUGCUGAAAUUAUUUUUAAAAGCGAUCGAUCCUUUUACAGCCUUGGCAAACGUAUAUUUGAUGUCUAUAUCCAGGAUGAAUUGGUGCUGAAAGAUUUUAAUAUUGAAGAGGAAGCUGGUGGUACUGGUAAGCCCAUUGUAAAGAACUUUACGGUUGUCCUAACAACACAUACAUUAAAAAUCCACUUUUACUGGGCUGGAAGAGGGACUACAGGCAUACCAGCAAGGGGGAUGUAUGGCCCUAUUAUUUCAGCUAUAUCAGUGGUUCCAAAUUUUCGGCCCCCAAUUAUUGUUGGCAAAAGGAAUUAUCUUGUAGUGGUGGUUGGGGCAAUAUCUGCAGCCAUAGUUAUUGUCCUUAUGGUCUUAGGUAUCCUUUGGAGAAAAGGCCGGUUGGGAGGCAAAAACUCUGUUGAGAAAGAGCUGAGAGGCCUGGAUCUGCAAACAGGAAUUUUCAGUCUAAGACAGAUUAAAGCUGCCACCAAGAACUUUGAUACUGAAAACAAAAUUGGCGAGGGUGGCUUUGGUUGCGUGUAUAAGGGUCUAUUAUCAGAUGGAACAGUUAUUGCAGUGAAACAGCUUUCCUCAAAAUCUAAGCAGGGAAAUCGCGAAUUCGUGAAUGAAAUAGGCAUGAUAUCUGCACUGCAGCAUCCAAAUCUUGUGAAGUUGUAUGGAUGUUGUGUUGAAGGAAACCAGUUAUUGCUAGUAUACGAGUACAUGGAAAAUAACUGUCUAUCUCGUGCUUUAUUUGGGAAGAAUGCUACAUGCAAACUGAAACUGAACUGGCCAACCAGACAAAAGAUUUGCCUUGGCAUUGCCAGGGGUUUGGCCUACCUCCACGAAGAGUCUAGAAUAAAAAUUGUGCAUAGGGAUAUUAAAACAAGUAACGUGUUGCUUGAUAAGGAUCUCAAUGCAAAAAUUUCUGAUUUUGGUUUGGCAAAGCUAAAUGAAGAUGACAAAACUCACAUCAGCACUCGUAUAGCUGGGACCAUUGGUUAUAUGGCCCCCGAGUAUGCAAUGCGUGGUUACCUAACCGACAAAGCUGAUGUGUAUAGCUUUGGUGUUGUUGCUUUGGAAAUUGUUAGUGGAAAGAGCAAUACAAACUACAGGCCUAGUGAGGACUUUGUUUACCUUCUUGACUGGGCAUAUGUUUUGAGAGAGCGGGGAAGUUUGUUGGAGUUAGUCGAUCCGGACUUGGGAUCAGAGUACUCGUCGGAGGAGGCAAUGGUCAUGCUGAAUGUGGCUCUCCUAUGCACCAAUGCAUCUCCCACCCUGAGGCCUACCAUGUCACAGGUAGUAAGCAUGCUCGAAGGUCGAACAGCUGUUCAAGAUCUCUUAUCGGAUCCGGGGUUUUCAUCCAUGGAUUCAAAAUUCAAGGCCUUGGUUAAUCACUUUUGGCAAAAUCCAAGCCAAACACUAAGCAUGUCGACCAGUGGCACAGUUACUGAUUCUGCAAGUUCUAAUAUAGAAAUAGAAGAGAGCAGAAAUCGUUGAGAGUUAAUUCUGUUCAAUCUGAGGUGCAACUUGUACCAUUAUUAUUGUUUUUCUUUUAUUGUUCUGGUUACAUCUGAGCAAGGGUUCAAACCUUUAUCCCUCUACUAGGCGAAGCUUUUAUGUCUGCUGCUGCCACCGCCAACCCCGCGGUUGCAUGUCAUCAUCAUCGUCAACGUUGUUUAUAGAAUCAAAAUCAAGUGUAUAUAGUAAUGAAAAUAUUCAUUGUUAUACUAAUGUACUUAAUAAUGUAUUGUUGUGAAAAUAACAAAUAAAACGAACAAAUAGUGGACUUAUAAAUAAA
This is a messenger RNA of Gossypium raimondii (Peruvian cotton), 3477 nucleotides long. RefSeq names its product probable LRR receptor-like serine/threonine-protein kinase At1g07650. Gene Ontology annotation, molecular function: protein kinase activity; ATP binding; protein binding. Bases 114 to 3176 code for a protein of 1020 amino acids. The record is from RefSeq and is a predicted model, not a curated record. Lineage: Eukaryota; Viridiplantae; Streptophyta; Magnoliopsida; Malvales; Malvaceae. The transcript has 24 exons. Gene Ontology annotation, biological process: protein phosphorylation.